UUCACGUUUAUCUCCCUUUGCACGGUAUUUGCCUAAGCAAGAGGGCUACCAAUUAUUCGAAACUGCAUUCGUGGACAGCUGAGAAUACGUUCUCAUCACAUCACAAUGCGAGGUUGUGUGGGAUUUGAGAACUGGAACACGUUCCCUGCACCAGAACAGCGUUUCGAAUACACGGAUACUGUCUGGAAACGAAUAGCUAAGAUUUAAGCCCGAGCCAGGUUGAGGCUGAAGUUUACAUCUAGCUCUCUUAAAGGGACAUUCCUGAGUUUGCUGCAUUAAUAAUGACUUCACACAGAAAGACUUUAUGUGUUGGAUUAGUUUGUGUUGACAUCAUAAACAUCGUCCAUCAUUUUCCAACUGAAGAUUCUGACACCAGAUGUCUGGAUUGCUUGUGGCAGCGUGGAGGUAAUGCAUCUAAUACAUCAUCAAUCAUCGCUCUCCUGGGAGAACCAUCCGAAUUCAUGGGCACACUGGGAGAUAGCAAAGAAAUCCAUUUCUUGCAGGAGGACUUUGCUAACUAUGGUAUCUGCACAGACAACUGUGUGGGGUGUCGGGAAUGUUGCUGUCCUCUCUCCAUAGUUAUCCUCAACAGUUUGAACGGCUCCAGGACUAUUUUACAUACCAACAAAAAUCUUCCUGAAUUAACACUAGAAGACUUUUCCAAAAUUGACUUGAAUACGUACAAAUGGAUUCAUUUCGAGGCUCGACCAAGCUGUGACGAAAUAAAAAAGAUGCUUCAACGUAUUGAUGAGUACAACAAGGGUACAGAUCACAUUCUACACACAUCAGUUGAACUUGAAAAGCCAGAAAGACCACAGGCUAAUAUUCUGUUUGAUAUGGCUGAAUAUGUGUUUGUGAGUAAGCAGUACGCAAUGCAAUUUAGCUGUAACACUAUGACAGAUGCUGUACAAUGCCUAUUUGAAAAGUGUAGACCUGGUGCUUCUAUCAUUUGUGCUUGGGGUGAACUAGGAGCUGCAGCAAUGAAUAAUCAAAUAGGCGUAGUAACAUGUCCUGCAUUCCCACCUGAAAAAGUUGUUGACACACUGGGUGCAGGAGACACAUUUGUUGGCGGUACAAUUUAUGCUCUUGGCAAAGGAUUGGACUUGAAGAAAUCCAUCACAUUUGGAUGUAAAGUUGCUGGUGCAAAAUGUGGUCUAAUGGGCAACAAGCAUAUAAAAAAUAUAAAACUACAUGUGUAAUAAAAUUACAUUUUCACAUUAACAGACCUGUUCCUGUAGCUGAGUAAGCAAAUUUAAUAAACUUUCAUGUAAGAUAUCUGUAACUCAAAGAAGACAAAAGAAGGAAAUUUGGUGAAUGUUGCAGGUAUACAAUUUUAAUACAACCUGUUAAAUAAAUAUAUUAUUUUUGA
Messenger RNA from Gigantopelta aegis, 1369 nucleotides. Its product is annotated as ketohexokinase-like. The record is from RefSeq and is a predicted model, not a curated record. Lineage: Eukaryota; Metazoa; Mollusca; Gastropoda; Neomphalida; Peltospiridae. The transcript has 9 exons. Gene Ontology annotation, biological process: fructose metabolic process. Gene Ontology annotation, molecular function: ketohexokinase activity. The coding region runs from base 282 to 1199 and encodes 305 amino acids.